Cyprinodon tularosa is the source of this 2547-nucleotide messenger RNA. It is a transcript of the gene gsdf, whose product is annotated as gonadal somatic cell derived factor. Gene Ontology annotation, biological process: BMP signaling pathway; SMAD protein signal transduction. The record is from RefSeq and is a predicted model, not a curated record. Bases 106 to 753 code for a protein of 215 amino acids. Gene Ontology annotation, molecular function: cytokine activity; growth factor activity. NCBI's taxonomy places the organism in Eukaryota, Metazoa, Chordata, Actinopteri, Cyprinodontiformes, Cyprinodontidae. Gene Ontology annotation, cellular component: extracellular region. The transcript is spliced from 5 exons.
AACUCAGGUUCCCAGGCCCCAACUAACAGUACCACAGAAGAAGUACGUGAAGAACUAUCCUCUUUGUUGUCUUGGAACCUGCCUUGGCCACACUGUUCCACCGCUAUGUAUUUUGCAAUCAUAAGUAUUUUGAUGUGUCUUGGGUCUUCAGUGGUGAUUGCAUUCGUCCUGCAUCCGCUCAGUGAGGACCCUGCAACUUCAGCUAAUUCUCAGUUUUCCCAUCAAAGGUGCCAGGAUGAGUCAUUGCAGUCCAUCAGAAAGGGUCUGCUGAGGGCUCUCAACAUGCAGACUGAGCCACAGGUGCCGGCUGGUACAAUAGAUAGCGUCCGUGAGCAGUGGCUGAGAACAUUCACCACUAUCCCUCAAAGUGUCAGGAAGAUUGCAGCAGCUGCUGAUUACCCUGUACCGCAGGACAGUGGAAACAGCACAGGAAUGAGAUGUUGCUCUGUAGCCUCAGAGAUCUUCAUGAAAGACCUGGGCUGGGACAGCUGGGUAAUCCAUCCUUUGAGCCUGAACAUUGUUCAGUGUGCUCUGUGCAACCCUGCAGAUGGCACCAUGCAAUGUCCCUCCUCCUCCUCCAGUGUCCAGGAUGCCAGCACACAGGGCCAUUUGCCAUGUUGCCAGCCCACCUUGCAAGAAAACCUUAAUCUGGUCUACAUGGAUGAAGCCGGCGCCAUUGUCAUCUCUCCGGUGAUGCUGACAAGAAGCUGUGGCUGCAGACCUGGGAACGCCCAGCAGCCCAGUGUAGAAUAGACUGGGGUAUGUCCUGCAGUCUUUGGCAUAAAAUCCCAAAACAUCUUUGUACACAGAUCGCCCACCUGUAUUGCUGUCUGUUUCUCUAUCUUUAAUUGUUAUUUAGUGUACUCAGCAGUAAUCGUGGGAACCAAAGCAAAGUCUCGGUUUUGAAUUCCUGCUGCUCCCUUGUACUGAAAACAGAUUUCUUGAGCCUGCAAGUAAUAAAAAAUAUGUUUCUGCCCAUGACCACUACAUAAAUGUGCUGUUUUAACAAAAAAUCAGCAUCAAAGACAUGAAAAAAAGAUAUUGUAUUUUUAAAAGCUUUGAUUUUCAAUCUAAUUCAGCAGGAAAAGACCAUAGAAAGGUUCCGAUGACAUGUACAUGAAUGAUCCUCUCGAGGACAGUUGAUUUAUUUAUAGCUGCUAACAGUUACUCAGUGUUCCUUUCAAAAAUGUGAGAGAGGGCUAUGCCAAAUACUCCACACGCCAGUUUUUUUUUUUUUUCUUCACUGAAUAGUGAGGCCACUAUGUCCUCCUAUGGGAAAGAUUACAAUUUGUUCUCAGCAGGGAAUCCAGGGUCGAAAAUAAGUGUGUAUAUUUUACAUUGCCUUAUAUUGAUUUAAAGUGAACGCUUGGUUUGGAAUCUCUAGAAUGUUUAUAAAAGUAAUCAAACUUUAAACCUCAUGAAAUUAUAAUAAUUAUAGUCUUCUUUUUUACUCAAAGCUGUAAAAUUACUGUAUUCAUAAAAACAGUACAAAGUAAGGUCAUAUAAAAGUACCAAAAAUGUAAAAUUUCAUCAGUUAAAGACUAAAUCAACAAAGAUUAGGGAAUAAAUAAAAACACUUUUACAAUUUUUUAUUCCAAGUCAUUACUUGGCAUACAACCUUUGGGCAUUCCACCUUUUAAAGGAAACAGCAUUUGUGUUUUUAGAAUAAUUAAAGUGCAGUGAUGGAACAUUCAGAAUGUUUACAGAAAAACACCCUGCAAUUAAAACCUGGUGUCGGUUUAAUUUGAACCUGACAACAAAUAAGACCGACUCUCCACUGGUAAUGUGAAAUGUCCAGUCUUUUCUAACAAACAAAUGCCUCUAUGUUUAUCAAAGAGACUUUAAUUCAAAUGUGCUAAACUCUUAGAUGAUCAUUUAUAUGUAUACACUGCAAAAAAAUUAAAUCUAAGUAAGUAAAUUUUUCUUAAAUUAAGUGCAUUUUUCUUGAAUUAAGCAGGUAAGUAAAAAAAUACAAUUUACAUUUUAAAUAAGAAAAAAAAACUGCAGCUGCAACUGCAUCUAAUUCUCUUAUUUUGAGGCUAAACAUACUAAUUCCAUUGGCAGAUCAUUGUAUCUACCAACUCAAAUUAAGGGUAAAUACGUUUAUUUGAAUUUUUUUUUACUCGUUUUAAGAUCGUUUUUGCAGUGUAUAUCUUAUCAAUUUUUCCUAUGUAAGAAUUCUUUUUCAUGUUUUAAUUAUUCAAACUUUAAAAUUGAAACACUUAUUUCCCUGUUGUUUUUUUUUAGCUGUAGAUCUACUGCUAAAAAAUGCUUCUCUCAAUAUUCAAUAUACAUUCAGUGCUUUUUUAUUGUUUUAUUGUUGUUUUUAUCUAUGUAAAUUAAUAUGAUUUAUUAGUGGUGACAAUUCUCAUUUUUUUCAGUACUUUUAUGUAAUUCUUGUAUUAACGUCACAAAGUUACCUCACAGUUUAAGUUUUUGAGUUUUAUUUACACCGUGUGCAACUAUUCAGUUAAAAAAAAACACUUUUAGACCCAAUUUUUAGGACACUCCUUUGCUUUUCUAAUCAUUUGUAAUGAUUCUGUGAUU